GUUUACUUCAAAGAAGAUGACAAAAAAGUAUGAAGGAUGUGCAGUAGGAAUCGACCUUGGAACAACAUAUUCUUGUGUUGCUGUGUGGCUUGAUGAACACAAUAGGGUUGAGAUUAUUCACAAUGAACAAGGAAACAAGACCACACCUUCUUUUGUUGCUUUCACUGAUGAUCAGAGGUUGAUUGGUGAUGCUGCAAAGAAUCAGACUGCCUCCAAUGCAGAAAACACAGUCUUUGAUGCCAAGAGAUUAAUUGGCAGGAAGUUUAGUGAUUCUGUUGUUAAAAAAGAUAUGAUGUUAUGGCCAUUCAAAGUAAUUGGCGAUGUGAAUGACAAACCCGUGAUUGUUGUUAAGUACAAAGGUCAGGAGAAGCAUGUGUGUGCUGAGGAAAUUUCAUCAAUGAUCCUCACAAAAAUGCGAGAGACUGCAGAAAAAUUUCUAGAGUUUCCAGUAAAGAAUGUAGUUGUUACAGUGCCUGCUUAUUUCUGUGAUGCUCAGAGAAAAGCCACAAUAGAUGCUGGUGCCAUUGCUGGUCUUAAUGUUAUAAGGAUCAUCAAUGAACCAACUGCGGCUGCUCUUGCAUAUGGACUUGAUAAGAGAACUAACUAUGUUGGAGAAAGGAAUAUUUUUGUUUUUGACUUUGGUGGUGGCACUUUUGAUGUGUCGAUCUUAACAAUCAAGGAUAAGGUCUUCCAAGUUAAGGCCACUGGCGGAAACACUCACCUCGGAGGAGAGGACAUUGAUAACCGGAUGGUGAACUACUUUGUCGAUGAGUUCAAGAGGAAGAACAAACUGGAUAUUACUCGGAACUCUAGGUCUUUGAGGAGGUUGAGAACAGCUUGUGAAAAGGCAAAAAGGAUACUCUCUUUUUCUGUUGUCACCACAAUUGAGAUAGAUUCUUUAUUUCAAGGUAUUGACUUCUUUUCAUUGAUUACUCGUGCCAAAUUUGAGGAAAUCAAUAUGGACAUUUUUAACGAGUGCAUGGAGACCGUCAAGAGUUGUCUUACCGAUGCUAAGAUGAACAAGAGUACGGUAAAUGAUGUUGUUCUUGUUGGUGGGUCUUCUAGGAUUCCAAAAGUUCAGCAACUAUUGCAGGAAUUUUUCAACGGAAAGGAAUUAUGCGUGAGCAUCAAUCCUGAUGAGGCUGUUGCUUAUGGAGCAGCUGUACAAGCUGCUUUGAUGAGUGAAGGCUUUAAAAAUGUUCCGAACUUGGUGCUGCAUGAUGUUACACCAUUGUCUCUUGGUAAGUCAAACUUUGGAGAUAUCAUGGGCGUGAUGAUUCCUAGGAACUCUUGCAUUCCCAUCAAGAAGACACAAAGUUUUGUAACAUUUGCAGAUAACCAAUCUUCCGUCUUGAUUGAGGUUUAUGAGGGUGAAAGAACUCGAGCCAGUGAUAACAAUCUCCCAUUCCCCUUUGACUUGAAACUGUUGGAGUUGUUGAAACGUUAUGGAUCGCGAGUGAGAGUUGGAAAUGCGAAGAGAUGA
Messenger RNA from Vicia villosa (hairy vetch), 1483 nucleotides. Its product is annotated as heat shock cognate 70 kDa protein 2-like. The transcript is spliced from 3 exons. The record is from RefSeq and is a predicted model, not a curated record. Gene Ontology annotation, cellular component: cytoplasm. Gene Ontology annotation, biological process: protein refolding; cellular response to unfolded protein. Gene Ontology annotation, molecular function: ATP-dependent protein folding chaperone; ATP hydrolysis activity; misfolded protein binding. Bases 17 to 1483 code for a protein of 488 amino acids. NCBI's taxonomy places the organism in Eukaryota, Viridiplantae, Streptophyta, Magnoliopsida, Fabales, Fabaceae.